ACAAGGUUGGCUGCAAAUUACUUGACUGAGCUAUGCAAUUCGACAGCAGCUGCUGUGUGUGUCUGGAAAGGUGUGACUGUGUGAGGCUGUCUGUCUGCGAGGUGUACCUGGGGUUUCUUGGCUGAGAACAGGAGGAAACCGAGUGAACAGAAAAAGGAUCUGAGCAUGGUUCAUGCUGCGGCUAUGGCUCAAGGGAAGAAGAGACCAGCGGUCCCCCCUCCUGAUGGGGGCUGGGGCUGGGUGAUCGUGGCCGGCUGCUUUGUGGUCACUGUCUGCACACGUGCCGUCACUAGAUGCAUCUCUAUUUUCUUUGUGGAGUUCCAGAUGCACUUUGGUGGGGACUAUUCAGGGACAGCCUGGAUCCACAGUCUGGUGGACUGCACCACUAUGCUGUGUGCUCCUCUAGGCAGCUUCAUUGGGAACCGUCUCUCGUGCCGCAUCGCUGUGAUCCUUGGGGGCUUCCUGUCCUCCAUCGGCCUGGUCCUCAGCUCUUUCGCUACCAGCCUGGAGUACCUGUACAUCACCCUGGGGGUCCUCACAGGUAUUGGAUUUUCCCUCUGUUAUACCCCUGCCAUUGCCAUGGUGGGGUCUUAUUUCUGUGAGAGGAAAGCCCUGGCGUACGGGAUCGCCAUGUCAGGCAGUGGCAUCGGGACCUUCAUCCUGGCCCCUGUGGUCCAGCUGCUCAUAGAGCACUACUCAUGGCACGGGGCCCUACUCAUCCUGGGGGGCGUUGUCUCCAAUCUGUGUGUCUGUGGGGCCUUACUGCGCCCUAUCACUCUGAAAGAAGAAGAGGAUGCCCAUGGUCCGGUUCCGUUGGACCCCGAGUGUGGAUAUGGGGUGAAAGCUCAGGUGGUGAGCACGUUAGAGGAACCACUGGCAAUCAACAACAGCAAAGACAGCCGCUGCUUCCAGUCUAUGCAGGAGUACCGCUUCCUGCUCAUGCCUGACUUCCUGAUGCUGGCGGUGAGCUUCUUGUUCUUAGCAAGCGGCUGCAGCCUGCCCUUCGUCUACCUUGUGCCCUACGCACUGGAUGUGGGCGUAAGCCACCACAAGGCCGCCUUUCUCAUGUCUAUCCUGGGGGUCAUAGACAUCGUGGGGAACAUCACCUUCGGCUGGCUCGUAGACAGGAGGUGCCUGAAGAAGUAUCGUAAUGUGUGCUACAUGAUUGCAGUGGGCAUGGAGGGACUGUGCUGCCUCUUCAUCCCUCUCCUGCGGACGUUCGCCCUGCUGGUGCCUUUCUCUGUGCUUUAUGGGUACUUCGAUGGCGCCUACGUGGCCCUCAUACCUGUGGUGACCUCAGACAUUGUGGGGACAGCUAACCUCUCCUCCGCUCUGGGGAUUGUGUACUUCCUACAUGCCAUUCCUUACCUGCUCAGCCCUCCAAUAGGAGGCUGGCUAGUUGACACCACAGGCACCUACACGGCCACUUUCUUCCUCAGUGGCUUUGCCCUCAUCUCCAGCUCCCUGGUUAUCAGCACAGUGACUGGGAUACGCCACUGUCGUAGGACCCAAAAGCACAGAAAAAACAAUAAAGACACAGACCCCAAACAGGAGCCUUGUCCAGGCAGCCGAUCAGACUUCUACAUACAGUGAGGGAAUUAAGUAUUUGAUCCCCUGCUGAUUUUGUACGUUUGCCAACUGACAAA
This is a messenger RNA of Coregonus clupeaformis (lake whitefish), 1646 nucleotides long. Its product is annotated as monocarboxylate transporter 12-B-like. The transcript has 7 exons. The coding region runs from base 166 to 1593 and encodes 475 amino acids. The record is from RefSeq and is a predicted model, not a curated record. Gene Ontology annotation, biological process: transmembrane transport; monocarboxylic acid transport. Gene Ontology annotation, molecular function: monocarboxylic acid transmembrane transporter activity. Lineage: Eukaryota; Metazoa; Chordata; Actinopteri; Salmoniformes; Salmonidae.